Benincasa hispida (wax gourd) is the source of this 591-nucleotide messenger RNA. The record is from RefSeq and is a predicted model, not a curated record. NCBI's taxonomy places the organism in Eukaryota, Viridiplantae, Streptophyta, Magnoliopsida, Cucurbitales, Cucurbitaceae.
AUGGCAACUACUGCUUUAGGAGAAGUUUUGAGGGAAAGAUCAGUGUACAAGUCAUGUGGAAAGCGUCAUUGGGGAUACUGUCUGAUUGGCAUGGGGACUUGCUUCAGAUGUAAGCAGGCAAGACAUACGGCGGACCAAUGCCCUAGUAGUAGUUUCGCAAGUGUAGGGGUUCAGCCCCUAAGUUCGCAUAAGGGUAGCUCAAGUCAACAGCAGCAGCAGGGUCGGGUCUAUGCCACCAAUCGUCGAGAAGCUGAGCAUUUGGGAAUAGUAUUGAUAGGUACGCUCCCAAUCUUAGGGCAUUAUGCCUUGGCAUUAUUUGACUUUGGCUUGUCUCACUCUUUCAUUUCAUCGUUGUUUGUAAAGCAUGCUAUGCUAGUUUUAGAACCCUUGGGUUAUGUUUUAUCAGUAUCUACACCGUCAGGAGAAAUUAUGUUAGCAUGUGAAAAGAUAAAAGCGUGUCAGUUAGAAAUAGCGAACUGCACCCUUGAUGUGACUUUAAUAGUGUUAGACAUGCGUGACUUUGAUGUGAUUCUGGGCAUGGAUUGGUUGGUUGCCAAUCAUGCUAGCAUAAGGAAGCCCGUUUUAAGUUGA